UCUGUUUGUGCUUAUCUUUCUGUCACAACAAAAUCUCUGUCAGCAAAGAGAAAUAGAGAAUAUUGGCAAAUUUCAGACUUCACAUAUAGUUAAUGAGUAGAAACAUAAAACUAACCUCUUCUCCAUUUGAACGAAAAAUUGUAAAACAACUACAAAAAUUUUAAAGUUCUUAUAAUGUGAAAAAAAUUACAUGCAUCGAGGACAAAAUAUUGGAUACUCUUUUUUUUCUGAAAGGUUCAAAUAAACUUCUCAAAUGCCUUCAGCAACAGGCGUGGGUCAACAGAAGGGUGGGCCUAAUAUGCCCAACAAUGAGGAAUGUGGAAUACGAGAUGUAUGGGGACACAAUCUAGAAGAAGAGUUUCGAGCGAUACGUCAAGUAGUACAACAAUAUCAGUAUAUAGCAAUGGACACAGAAUUUCCAGGAGUUGUCGCAAGACCGAUUGGUGAAUUUAGGACGAGUGCAGACUAUCAAUAUCAACUUUUACGUUGUAAUGUAGACUUACUGAGGAUUAUACAACUUGGUCUCACAUUUUUAGAUGAGACAGGUAACACACCAGGCGGUAGUUACACAACGUGGCAGUUCAACUUUAAAUUCAAUCUUCAAGAGGAUAUGUAUGCACAAGAUAGUAUAGAUAUGUUGCAAAACAGCGGUAUACAAUUUAAAAAACACGAAGAAGAAGGAAUCGAUCCUUUAGAUUUUGCGGAACUUUUAAUGACAUCUGGUAUUGUUCUAAUGGAUGACAUUAAAUGGCUAUCGUUUCAUUCUGGCUAUGAUUUUGGAUAUCUUUUGAAACUUCUUACUGAUCAAAAUUUACCACAAGAAGAAAGUGAAUUCUUCGAUUUACUUAGGAUAUACUUUCCAACAAUUUAUGAUGUUAAAUACCUCAUGAAAUCUUGUAAAAAUUUAAAAGGUGGACUACAAGAAGUGGCGGAACAGUUGGAACUUCAAAGAGUUGGUCCACAGCAUCAAGCAGGUUCCGAUUCUUUAUUGACGGGCAUGGUAUUUUUUAAGAUGCGUGAGAUGUUCUUUGAGGACAAUAUCGACGAUGCAAAAUACUGCGGUCACUUGUACGGAUUGGGGACGUCGUUUGUCGUAAAUGGUUCUGGCGGCUAUCUCGAGAGCAACGGGGAAAAUACAUCGUCCUCGUAAUUAUUGAGGAGCAUUACAUCACAUCACACACACACACAUACACAUCCCCCAAACAUACACGCGACACAGUACUAGCGAAUAAUGAAAAAAAAAAAAAAACAACAAAAAUGUGUUCGCUCCGCUCAAUUCUGGAUUUUCGGGACAAUUUUCAGUGAACGAAGCGAACCACGAACAAUUUUCGAUGCAUUUUCUUAUUUUCAUUUUUUUUUUUUUGUUCUUUUCUUU
Leptopilina boulardi is the source of this 1375-nucleotide messenger RNA. It is a transcript of the gene Pop2, whose product is annotated as CCR4-NOT transcription complex subunit 7. Bases 254 to 1150 code for a protein of 298 amino acids. The record is from RefSeq and is a predicted model, not a curated record. The transcript has 7 exons. Gene Ontology annotation, cellular component: P-body; CCR4-NOT core complex; CCR4-NOT complex. Gene Ontology annotation, molecular function: nucleic acid binding; poly(A)-specific ribonuclease activity. Lineage: Eukaryota; Metazoa; Arthropoda; Insecta; Hymenoptera; Figitidae.